UUCCUUCCAUGCACCACCAACUUCGCCGACGGUAGACGAAAUCGCGGUGGGGGACAUGCUUGGCUAUGUUGCCAAGGUGGCCCGCGAGUUUGUCUCGCAACGGUACGAAGAAAACAACGCACCGUUGCUCUACGUUCGCAUUCGGAUUGGGCAAGCGGCCUGCAACGCUUUGCUAGAUUGCGGCGCAACUCGCAACUUCAUCAGCCAGUCCUUCAUGACUCGGGCUGGCCUUGGCGCACAAGUACGGAGGAAGUCACAUCCAACGACGGUCGCUCUUGCCGACGGUAAGACGAAACAACUUUUGGACCGUUACAUCUCGGUUGUCCCGGUGUACUUUGCACCGCACGCAUGUGAACCCGUCACUUUUGACGUGUUGGACACCGACUUCGAUGUCAUUUUGGGGAUGCCUUGGCUUUCUAGCGCGGACCACACGGUCAAUUUCCAUCGACACACGCUCACGAUUCGUGAUGCAACUGGCGCCGAGGUCCCGUGUACUAUUCCUCCUCCUCGCUCUUCCAUUCGGUGCCAAGUCGUGAGUGCCAAAUCUUUUCGAGACACAUGCCGUUCCGAGGAUGUCGAAGAGAUUGACAUCACUUUUCUUCGAACCGUCCCGACGACCGAUUCAUCAUCCACGAAUGUGUCUUCCGACCCCCGUGUGACCCGGUUGUUAGACGAGUUCUCGGAUAUUUUUGAGACACCCUCCGGUAUAGUGCCGGACCGGCCAAUCUCUCAUGAGAUCAUACUUGAGGUCGGCGCCGUGCCACCGAAAGGAUGCAUUUAUCGCAUGUCCGAGGAGGAGCUCACGGUUCUCCGUGCGCAACUCGACGAUCUACUUGACAAGGGUUGGAUCCGCCCUAGCAGCUCACCUUACGGUGCGCCCGUUCUCUUCGUUCGGAAGAAGAACAAGGACCUUCGACUUUGCAUUGACUACCGACGCCUCAACGCGCAAACCAUCAAGAACGCGGGGCCUCUACCUCGCAUUGACGACUUGCUUGAGCGGUUGGGCGGCGCCAAGUACUUUUCCAAGUUGGACCUCAAGUCGGGCUACCAUCAGAUUUCCAUCCGCCCGCAAGAUCGGUACAAAACCGCGUUUAAGACGCGAUAUGGGCAUUUUGAGCGGGUAGUUAUGCCUUUUGGCCUCACCAAUGCCCCGGCCACCUUUCAGGCGGCCAUGGCCACCGAGUUUCGCGCUAUGUUGGACCGCUUCGUCUUGGUCUACUUAGACGAMAUCCUCGUCUAUAGCCGAACUCUAGAGGAGCAUYUCGAGCACCUUCGCUGUGUUCUAGAGACUCUUCGGUCAGCCCGGUACAAAGCUAACCGCGACAAAUGCGAGUUUGUCCGACAAGAGCUUGAAUACUUGGUGCCCCUUGGGCGACGGGAAGCAAUUGCUAUGGAUAUCACCGGCCCCUUCCCGAAGCACAAGAUCGGCGUUGAUGGGAUCCUCACGGUCGUCGACCGCCUCACCAAGUACGCCAUGUUUUUGCCUUGCCGCUAUCACGCAAAGGCACCGGAGUUAGCCGAGGUCUURUACACSGGUUGGAUUCGCUCCAAGGGCUACCCCAAGGAGAUCGUUUGCGACCGGGACACUCGCUUUCUCUCCGACUUUUGGGUCGCCSUCGUCAAGCGAUGGGGCUCAUCUUUGAAGUCGAGUUCGGCUCGCCACCCGCAAACCGAUGGUCAAACGGAAAGGGCGCAUCAGACCGCUCAAGUCCUUCUACACACUCUCAUCCGUCCCGACCAGGUUGAUUGGGUUGAGCGCUUGCCAGACGUUGAGUUGGUUUACAACUCAUCGAUCCAUCCGGCUAUCGGGAUGUCGACAUUCGAGUUUGAGCAUGGUUCACCCAUCUCAUCACCGUUGGACGCCACUUUGCCACGCACAGCCGAGAGCGACGACCAUCUUGCGUUCCUUCGUCGCAUGCAAGAGCUUCUUGUCAAGGCACGGGAUCAGAUGUCGAAGACGCAAAUACGGAUGAGCCGUCAAGCCAACCGCAAUCGCCUUCCUUGCCCAUUCCGCGCCGGCGAUCUGGUUUGGGUCUCCGCCGCGGAGUUCAGCCUCGAGCAAGACAUCUCUCGCAAGCUCCUUCCCAAGUGGAUGGGGCCGUGGCGCAUUCUCUCUGCAGUUGGUGAUGAUCCCGAGGGGCCUUCAUUCCGCAUCCCGGUGCCACCUCACUUGCCCGUCCACACGGUGUUCCACUAUUCCAAACUCGCUCCUUUCGUAUCAGCGGAGUCCGACGAGUUUCCCGGUCGACGUACGCAAGACCCUCCUUCCAUGGACGGAUUUCAGGAGGCCGGCUACAUCAUCACCGACCGGCGCCAUGGCAACAAAGAAACAGAGUUUCUACUUCACUUUUCCUACUGCAGCCACAGGGCUGACCGUUGGCUGACGCGUUCGGAACUGCAGGCCACAGCUCCCGCCGUUCUCUCACGUUAUCUUAGCAAAGGGAAGACUACGCCGAGCACUCCAGCUCCUCGCCUUCCUCGCUACAUUCCGCCAUCGGAUCUGCAGCUUCGCCCGCGCCCCGGCUCGUCUUCACAAGGAGGGGGGCGUGUUACAUGCUGAAAGCCUACACACGGGCCCCUCACGGGACCCGAGGUUGGAAUAGGGCCCCCAGGUCGCGUCACCGCAACCUGAA
Chara braunii is the source of this 2633-nucleotide messenger RNA. The record is from the annotation of a GenBank genome assembly. Lineage: Eukaryota; Viridiplantae; Streptophyta; Charophyceae; Charales; Characeae.